CGAUGUCAACAUCAACCAAUCUCCCCACCAUCACUACCACCAGUGACAGUAAUUAAUUAAUUUUUUUAAUUUACAAUCGACUUUCAAAACAAAUUCAAAAAAAUCAGAGAAGCGGAAAGCUUCAAUCUGGUGUCAUAAUUUAAUAAUUGUCACUAUCAAUCAAAUUAUUCUCUAGGAAGAUGUCUUUAAUCUUUAGGUUAGCUGGCCCAGGCUCAAGACUGGGUCCUCAAAUUUUGAGACAGAACUGCACCAGAAUGCUGAAUGCUGUGAGACCAGUUACCAUGAAGUGCGAACCUGCAGUGCCAGACAAAAACGAAUCCCAUGAUGAACGUAACAUGAGAAUUGGCCGCCCACAGUCACCCCAUUUGAGUAUCUACAAACCCCAGUUGACUGCUUUGCUGUCUAUUACUCAUAGAGCUACAGGUAUGGCUCUGUCUGCUUACGUCAUCGCGUUGGGUUAUUCAGCUGUUUCUCUGCAAUUGCCCCUUGACCAUUACAUUGAACAACUAAAACUAAUGCAAAUUGGUGCUGGUCCAGUAUUUGCUUUGAAAUUUUUAGUGGCUUUCCCACUCAGCUAUCACUUUUUCAAUGGUAUACGUCAUUUAUUAUGGGACACUGCCAGGUUUUUGAGUAUUAAAGAAGUGUAUGCUACUGGUUAUGCAAUGUUGGCAGUAUCUACUGUAGGAGCUAUUGUUCUUUCUGGAAUGAGUUAAUUUUUUGUAUAAGGGCCUUGUAUUAUAAUUUAUUCUUAUCAAGUAGGUAUACUAUGUCAAUACCUAUGUAUAUACCAUAUACCGAGCCAUAUACCUAUGGUCAGCUUAUACUUCAAAGUUAAGACAUUAAACCUUCAUUAUUUAAUGCUGUCGUUCACACCUCAAGUUAAACUAAAUUUGAAGUUUGGCCCACAUUCAACAAAUAAUAACACAGAUUGUUCUAGUUUCUACUAAUCCUACUCAUUCGUUCAGGUUUAGUGGUUCAGGGCAUGGGUCAAUGAGGUAUUUUAUAAAAAUUGUACUACAUAUCUACUUUUUUUCUAACCCAACUGUAUAUUUGUAUUGUUAUAAUUAAUUAUUUCAAUAUUAUUUUCUGUGUAUUUAGCACAAAAUGAAUAAUGAUCACUGUACUCCUUGAAAAAGUUCUAUAUUUUCUGCUUUUUAGCUGAAAAUUAAUUUAAUUUAGGUCCAGUUUCUCAAUUAACUUCAUUCACCUUCUGAUAAACUGUCAAAUGACAAAUAAAAGCCCUAUUCUAUAAUCCUUUUGGUUGGCCCGAUAACUAGUUUGGUAUACCUAAUAUUUGUCUUUUAAACAGUUACCAGCCAUUUUAUCAUAACAGGAAUAAACCUGGCCUUAAAUUAGGACAGUAUUAAUAAAUUGUACCAAAAAUUCUUAGUGUAGUUUUUUUGUUUAAUUCUCAAUUUUGGAAAUAUAAACUGGCUAUUAAUUUAUGUUUGACAUUUUUAAUUUUUUUUUGAAAUAUACUGUUCAUACUUUAUAA
Molecule: messenger RNA, 1495 nt
Organism: Ceutorhynchus assimilis (cabbage seed weevil)
Lineage: Eukaryota; Metazoa; Arthropoda; Insecta; Coleoptera; Curculionidae
Source: the annotation of a GenBank genome assembly